Messenger RNA from Mollisia scopiformis, 1746 nucleotides. RefSeq lists its product as uncharacterized. The record is from RefSeq and is a predicted model, not a curated record. Bases 440 to 1630 code for a protein of 396 amino acids. The transcript has a single exon. NCBI's taxonomy places the organism in Eukaryota, Fungi, Ascomycota, Leotiomycetes, Helotiales, Mollisiaceae.
CCAGACCAGAUUUUGUACAAUGAUAAUCCGAUCAGGUGGACGUCUUGUCAGCUGCCGUUGUGAGACAUCGAAGACAGGAUUGUCUACAUAGCGUGGAAGGGAGAGUCGGCAUUGUAUGUAGAUAAGCUAAUGUACGUACACGAUCAGAAGGCCCAACACUUGAGAAUUGUUGGAAAGGGUGUGAAGACGGGCAAGGCUGCCAGUCAGUGAAGUGAGCAGGUUGCGACAGACUUUCGACUUUCAAGCUGGAGCUCGGCUCGGAUCGCCAAAUGUCCAGAGCUCCCGCCAGGCCAAAUUCGGACACACCACCGGGAACGGCAGAGGACGUCACGACUAAGCUCCAGACCCCUCCUUUCACUCACAACGCUCAAUGGCAACAACCAGAGGCGACUGACUCCCCAGAUCAAUACGAGCUCGCACAGAGCGCCGAUAGCUCACAAUGUCGCGCGGAAAGCCGGAUUCGUCGAUGUCGAACGAUUCCUUCUCAGACGGAGCUCCCUCCUCAGACUACGACCCAUACCAAAACGAGCAGAACCCUGUCACCUACCAUAUAGACUAUUCACACUUCCCGAAACCUAUUCCGAUCUUUGGUCGGCUCUUUGGUUACAACGAUGCGAUGGUGUCGCAACUUGUGCAGAGGAAAUUAGACAAUGCAACCAAGCUUCUCAACAGACCUGUCACCCAAGAUGAAGCGACAGCACUGGCAUACUUUUCAGCGAAGCAAGUCUCUAUAAUGUCCUAUGGCUCGCCAGCUGGUCUUGCAGGUGGAUUGUGGAGAUGUUACGCCACGAUAGACACGUUCCAAUUUCCAUUUUUCAAACCAGAUCUGGAGAAAUUCCGUUUCGAUAAGUUCCCUUCAACGCGGGCACCGGUCUUAAGAGAUCUACGAGCAAUUGCAGCCUGGCAUAUGGUGAGAGCGGCAUCAUAUAGUACGGUGGGGAUUACCAUUGGGAACAUACUGUUUGGGAGUUACGCGGCGUCAGUGACUGUGGCGGGGGAAAUGUUAGACACAAGAUUAAAGACUUAUGUCGAGGCCAUAAGGGAGAGGCAAAGGCAGAACAUACCACAAGGGACUAAGGGCUCCCAACCUCAGACUGGGCAGACUGGCACAAUAUCAACAGGUGGCUCUAAGCUACCAUAUGAUCAAAGUCCUGCUGGGAUUUUUGGGCAAGCAGAUAUGACUCCAUCUUCGGGAACUUAUGAUUCGGGCGUGCAGGUACAACCACAAAGGCGGCAAUGGCCAUUACCGAGACAGAUACCCCCUCAAGCCCCUCAAGCCCCGGCCGAUGAUCAGGCUAAGCCUUUCGAUAUGUUUGAUGGUGCUUCCCCAACAAGCGGACAAGGAAUGAUGGGAGAUAUAACUCCAGCGCAACCACAAGGCUCGGCAUGGGAAAGAUUACGGCGAGGUGAGAAGCCUGCGGCUGCUCCUUCGACGACCACGUAUCAACAGCAACAAAGGCAGACCCAACGAGAACAGAGAGAUGGAUCUACAAUAGGCGAUGGAUACACUUUCUCAAGGUCGGACGAAGAGAGGAGUUACGCUAAGGAGGAAGCGCAGAAGGAAUUUGAUGCUCGAAUAGAGCUUGAGAGACGUGGGGGAGAUUUCAAUGCAGGAAAUAAAAGAUGGUGAUGAUGUACGAGUAUAUUGGGACGCUAAAAUGUGCAUUGUCUCGGCAUUUAUGGUCCUCUGGGAUGAAGGCCAGGUUGCAAAGUAAUCUCAUCACCGUUAUUGAUCUAUGAGCGCUG